Molecule: messenger RNA, 648 nt
Organism: Chlorella variabilis
Lineage: Eukaryota; Viridiplantae; Chlorophyta; Trebouxiophyceae; Chlorellales; Chlorellaceae
Exons: 5
Coding region: 1-648 (215 amino acids)
Biological process (GO): base-excision repair, AP site formation; DNA alkylation repair; base-excision repair
Cellular component (GO): nucleus; protein-DNA complex
Molecular function (GO): alkylated DNA binding; DNA-3-methyladenine glycosylase activity; DNA-7-methylguanine glycosylase activity
Source: RefSeq, a predicted model, not a curated record
AUGAGCGUGCCGGCGGCUACUGAGGCCAUAGACCACCUGCCGCUGGCGGCAGCUGGUUUCACCAAGGCAACGCUGCAGGCCGCCUGCGAAUUCUUGGCGAAAGCGGACCCAAAGCUGGCGCCCCUCAUCGAGCAGCACGGCCCGCCAGAGCACCUGCUGCGCAAGACUGGCAGCAACUUUGCCACGCUUGCCAAGGCAAUCGCUUUCCAGGCAAGCUGGGGAGCUCAAUUGGCCACCAACGCGGCCGCUGCCAUCUACAACCGCGUGCUGGCGGCUUGCAGCUGCACCGACACGCUGACACCCGAGGCGCUGCUGGCGGCGCCCGCUGGGGCGCUGCGUGCGGCUGGGCUGUCCGAGAGAAAGGCCGGCUACAUGGCUGACCUGGCGCGCCACUUCAGCGAUGGCCGCCUGUCUGACGACAAGAUUGGGGCGAUGGAGGAGGCGGAGCUGGAGGAGGCGCUCAUGCCAUGUUUCAUCUCGGGUCGCCUGAUGUUCUGCCCACCGGAGCUGCCCAGCCCUACCGCCAUGGAGGCGGUGGCAGAGAGCUGGCGCCCCUACAGGUCCCUGGGCACAUAUUUCAUGUGGAAGGUGGACGUGCCGCGCUCCUCUCCAGGCAAGAGCAAGAAGGCAAAGAAAAAGGAGACGUGA